AUGCGCUUGCUCGAUACCGAGACGGGUCACUUUGUCAAUAAUCCGGGGACAGUCCCAUACGCCAUCUUGUCCCACGUAUGGGACAGACGAGAGCUGUCCUACCAAGAUGCCUUACAAAUCCAAAACUCGUCUCAAUUGACCGCGGUGGUCGACGAAGUAUCGCCCAGUCACAGUCCUACCCUCGUAUCGCAUACGUCUUCCGCGUUCUCGAUCGCGUACUCGAGCUCAAUCCUCGAUCAUCCCGAUCUGACCUCCAAAGUUCGCGAGGCCUGCCGCGUUGCUCGAGAGCAUGGGUAUCGCUACAUCUGGAUCGACUCAUGCUGCAUUGACAAGACGAGCAGCUCCGAGCUGUCCGAAGCCAUCAACUCGAUGCAUAGAUGGUAUCGCGACGCAUCCGUCUGCUACGCGUUUCUGGCAGACGUCCCCACCGCCAACAGGGCAGAGAUACGAUCGCCAGGGAGCCCCUUCUACCAGAGCCGGUGGUUCACUCGUGGAUGGACGCUGCAGGAGCUGAUCGCUUCCCGAUCGCUGGUGUUCCUGUCGAGGGAUUGGGUCGCGCUUGGGACGAAAGUGAGCCUGGUCGAUGUCGUCGAGACGAUCACCGGGAUCGACCAGGAUAUCCUGAGGCACCAGAAGUCGCUCGACCAAGUCAGCGUCGCGAGGCGGAUGUCUUGGGCUUCCCGCAGGAGCACGACACGAGUUGAAGACGAGGCGUAUUGCCUGCUGGGUAUCUUCGGCAUCAACAUGGAGACCCUGUAUGGAGAGGGCCGCCAUGCCUUCUUCCGCCUCCAGGAGAAGAUACUCAUGCAGAUCCCAGAUCAGAGCAUCUUCGCCUGGGGCUUGCCGUUCCCAAGACGCAUCCCUCCACCGGCGCCGCCGGAAGUCCUCGACCUUGUGACGCUCGACGUCACACUUUUUGCACAAGCACCAUCGGAUUUCGCGCACAGCGACGCCAUCGUCAGUUUAUCCCACCACGGCUUCCGCACGAAGCUUCAGCGGAGCACCCUCCAACCGCCAGAGUACUCAUUUUCUUCGUACGGUCUGCGGACUGAACUGCCCGUCGUCCCAGCGCACGCGCACUACACCACCCCGGAUUACGUCUUCGUCAUCCUGGCC
Dichomitus squalens LYAD-421 SS1 is the source of this 1116-nucleotide messenger RNA. RefSeq names its product HET-domain-containing protein. The transcript is spliced from 2 exons. The record is from RefSeq and is a predicted model, not a curated record. Lineage: Eukaryota; Fungi; Basidiomycota; Agaricomycetes; Polyporales; Polyporaceae. The annotation marks the transcript as partial.